This is a messenger RNA of Cydia amplana, 2610 nucleotides long. RefSeq names its product FK506-binding protein 5-like. The record is from RefSeq and is a predicted model, not a curated record. Bases 163 to 2610 code for a protein of 815 amino acids. NCBI's taxonomy places the organism in Eukaryota, Metazoa, Arthropoda, Insecta, Lepidoptera, Tortricidae. The transcript has 6 exons.
UUCACAUUUCAAUUCACAAAACACGCUUCUCAGAUCGUAUCCACUUGAUCCGCCGCACGCGCAGCAAGCGCGUCCGAUAGUUUUGUAAACAAUAUAAAUAAUAGUCGUCAUCUUGCCAGCGCUAAGUUAGUACGUCGCGGACUGCGCUAGUGGUCGGAUACCAUGAGACGCGCCAUACUCCUCUGCGCCGCCAUUGCCACCGCCGCCGUCGGCGGUGACAACACACAAACAAACAAUGACACCACCAACAAUGUUUUCAAACGCGAAAUCCUGGAAUUCUACCCCGACUGGGUCCCGUUCAAAAACAAACACGGUGAUGAACUCGGUGAAUUCGUUGACGUUACUAAACCUAAAGCCAAAGUGAAAAAACGACUCGCAUUACCAAUGAAUUUCUUAAUAAAAGCCGUCGCCGAUGACGAUUCAGAAGAUUAUCCCGGACAAGGAGAAUCUGAUAGUGAUGAGUAUUAUGAGAAGAAGGACUGGUCGGACUUGGAUAAGCCAGGACGUAAUGAAAGCGAAACAGUUCCCGAACAACAAGAACAACGACAUCGAGAAAAACAACACCAAGAACAACAACAAGAACAACAACAACAAGAACAACGACAACGAGAAAAACAACAUCAAGAACAACAACAACAUAGCACUCAUUCUGAUAUUGAAGGAUUAAUUAAUUUUAUCACCAAAUCAUCUCCCAGUUUAGCAGAUGAUAUUAAAAAGUCCACAGUUAAUCUCGAAGAUGUUAAUCAAGAUGAAGAAGAAGAUGAAAUACCGGAAAAAACAGAACGCAUUCAAGGUUUCGUGGAAGAUAGCACCACGAUAACGCCUGAACCACAAUUAAGCAUUGCACUAACGCCUAGGCCUAAUUUACAAGAGUUUAUCGACGACGAAGAUGAUUCGGAAGUUGAAAAUAAAAAUCAACAACAAUCGGAAGAGGAGCCCCAAAAACUAUCAACAGAAGAACAAAAAGAAAAUGAAGAAAAGAAGAGAAUUAUUCUAGACAGUGUUGAUCAGUUGAAACUCAGACAUGAACUAGAACAAAGAGCUAUUUCAGGUAAAAAUAAUUAUGAUGAAUAUGACGACGAAUUACGUCAUAGAACUAUACAGAAAAAUAAAUAUCGGAAUAAUAAACGAUCUCGUGUUAAAUCUACUCCUCCUCCAAACUAUGACGAGUACGAGGAUAUGUCUUGGAAGGAUAAAUACAAUAUAAAUGUCGAAAAAAAAUCGUCUUCAGGAGAAGAUGCUAGUUUCGAACAAUUUACGGAAAAAACAGCACAAACGACGACGACAACGACGACGACGGCGAAGUAUAAACCAAGAGGUCGGGAGCGAGCAAAAUAUUCGUUGUUCAGAAAUCCCGACCUUUACACAGUUGAUGAUCCAGAAGAUGAGACAAUUCCAUCCAUAAAAAAUCAAAACACACCACGGCGUUUCUCUUCUAAAUAUAAUAGCGCCGAAAACUUUAUAGCCCCAGCGACUACAACAGAAAAAGUGCAGCCGAUACUUUAUUUCCCUAAACGAAAAUUAAGGAAACCAAAAACCAAAACUACAACUGAAGCUAUAGAUUCGUUCGUAGCAGAAACAGUAGAAGACAAGCUAACAAAUAAACAAACCACAGCAAACCCCAUAACAUACCCGGACAUUACUUCUCUUGCUAAUGAUGAUUAUAAGACCACAGCUGUUGGCUAUGAUUACCCUACGACUACAAUGAGCCUGUGGAAAGAUGACACGUCUGCUGAAAGUAAAGAGAACAGCGUAAAGAGCUUGAACGUCCAGGAUAGCACUCCGCAGUAUGAAGACCCGACUGCAGCAGACGCGCCAACUGGACCUUCAGGAGAAGCACAGGCGAGCGAUAGUGAAACCGUGACUGAUGCGAUAUCGGCAUCCAGCGACCAUAAGAAAGAAGGACCAAAGGAUUACCAUGUUGAAAAAGGAGGCGGGUCGGAGCAUCAAUCAUCCCAUGAAGAAGAACACGAGGAACAUGGCAAAAAGGCUUACGAGGGCCUUCACAAGGAUUCAAAGACCAAAAAGGGGCACCAUGACAAAGAGGACCAUCUUGGCAAGUAUGAAGACCACGGGGGCCACGACAAGAAGCACCACGACGAGUCUGGCCACUUCGGCGAGCAUGUUCACGAGGAACAUGGCAAGAAGCAUGCUAAGUACGAGGAGUCAGGCAAGCACUCCAAAGGGCACAGCACGAAGGGAAGCCACGACGUCCACAAAAAGGAAGAGUACGAGAAGAAAGUGGAGUUCUUCGAGGAGGAGGGAGACUCAGGGGAAGAGGUGAAACAUGGCGGAUACCACGGCGAAAAGAAACAUGAGGAGGCCGGCAAUUUCAAGAAAGAAAAACUUCACAACAACCACCACCAGAACAAGAAGGGCGAAUCCGGACACUUCAUCAAGGGUGGCCACCACAUCGCCCACAAGGGCCAUAAAGUCGCUGAUGGGCAUGAUGGUCACGGCAAGCACGGCGCGGUGCACCACCGCGGUGGCGGUCACCAGAGCGGCAAGAAAUGGGUCUACCACCACGGGUACCCCGCCAAGAACGCAAACCUCAUCGUUAUAGACCGCCGAGCUGAUAGGUACACGCAUGGACCUAACUACUAUGGAUAA